Molecule: messenger RNA, 5837 nt
Organism: Octodon degus (degu)
Lineage: Eukaryota; Metazoa; Chordata; Mammalia; Rodentia; Octodontidae
Exons: 3
Biological process (GO): homophilic cell-cell adhesion
Cellular component (GO): plasma membrane
Molecular function (GO): calcium ion binding
Source: RefSeq, a predicted model, not a curated record
CACACCGUUCUUAUCAAUGCUAAUUAAAAGAUUCCUGCCUUAAAAGAGCUGCUUAAGUGUCUUAGAGCUUCAAGAUUCUAAAUCAACUUAAAAGUCUGAGGUGAUCCUAAACAAGAAGUGACUUGGGUUUGCCUGAGCGGGUGCAGAAACUGGCUGGGCCUCUGAGCGUCGCUGUUGACCACAUAAGGAGUGAAAAGCGAGACAAACGUCGCUACCGCUCCUGCAACACAAAGGGCUAGGUAUCUGGACCUUAAACUUCGGGGUGGCAGAGAAAUUCUGCCCAGCAGUUCAUCAGUUCUCUCCAGAGUGGCUUGGUUCCCGGAAUUCUGGUCGUCUCAGCUCUUGGGGAAUAAAGAGUGGAAUUCCCUCACUGAAAGCUGGAAAUUGCCCUGGAGAAAACCCCGCGGGACAAGAGAAAUGGCGACUCUGCAAAAGCUGCUGCACUGCAGAAGACUAGUUCUACUGUGGCUCCUUUUGGCGGUCCUGUGGGAAGCUGGAGCUGGGCAGAUUCGCUACUCUAUGCCAGAGGAGCUCGACAAAGGCUCCACCGUGGGCAAUAUAGCCAAAGACUUGGGUUGGGAGCCCCUGGCACUGGCAGAGCGCGGCGUCCGCAUCGUCUCCAGAGGUAGGACGCAGCUUUUCUCUCUCAACCCGCGCAGCGGCAGCUUGGUCACCGCGGGCAGGAUAGACCGGGAGGAGCUGUGUGCCCAGAGCGCGCGGUGUCUGGUGAACUUUAACGUACUACUGGAAGAUAAAUUGACUAUUUAUUCAGUAGAGGUGGAAAUAACAGAUAUUAACGACAAUGCUCCUCGUUUUGGAGUAGAUGAACUGGAGCUAAAAAUCAGUGAAACGACUACUCCAGGAUUCCGGAUUCCUCUUAAAAGUGCUCAUGAUGCGGACAUAGGGAAGAACUCUCUGCAGAAGUAUGAACUCAACCCAAAUGACCACUUCUCCCUGGAUAUGCGAAGUGGAGCUGACGGGAACAAGUACCCGGAGCUGGUGCUAGAGCACACUCUGGACCGCGAGGAAGAAGCUGUUCACCAUCUCGUCCUUGUCGCUUCUGAUGGGGGCGAACUGGUCCGAUCCGGCACCUGCCGCAUCCGCGUGAAGGUCCUGGAUGUGAACGAUAACCCUCCUGUUUUCACACAGCCUGAGUACCGUAUAAGUGUUCCGGAGAACACGCCCGUGGGCACCCGAAUACUUACGGUGACUGCCACUGAUGCAGACGAGGGAUUCAAUGCUCACGUGGCAUACUUUCAAGAGAAGCCCCUUGGACAGACCUCCGAGGUAUUUGAGCUUAAGUCAACUUCUGGAGACUUAACAAUCCUGAGAAGCCUAGAUUACGAGGAUGCCAAAUUCCAUGAAAUUGAUAUUGAAGCUCAAGAUGGUCCAGGCCUUCUGACCAGAACAAAAGUGGUUGUCACGGUUCUGGAUGUGAAUGACAAUGCCCCGGAAUUUUACAUGACAUCUGCUACUAGCUCAGUUCCUGAAGACUCUCCUCCAGGAACCGUAAUUGCACUUUUCAACGUACACGACAGAGACUCUGGGCAGAAUGCUUUUAUCACCUGUUCUCUCCCCGAGAAACUUCCCUUCAAGCUGGAAAGUUCAGUGGACAAUUACCACCGACUGGUUACAACCACAGCCCUUGACAGAGAACAGUUUUCCUUUUACAACAUCACAAUCACUGCUGCAGAUGGAGGGAAUCCGUCUCUGUCCACAGAUGCUCACAUUUUGCUGCAGGUGACAGACAUAAAUGAUAACCCACCAGCGUUCCCCCGUGCAUUCUACUCCGCCUUUGUUCCUGAAAACAACCCCAGAGGUGCCUCCAUCUUUUCAGUGAUGGCCCAUGAUCCGGACAGUGAGGACAACGCCCAGGUAACUUACUCUCUGGCCGAAGGCAUCCUUCAAGGAGCGCCCCUGUCCUCUUACAUCUCUAUCAACUCUGACACUGGAGUCCUCUAUGCUCUUCGGUCCUUUGAUUAUGAGCAGUUCCAAGACCUGCAGCUGCAGGUAAUAGCGCUGGACAGCGGGAACCCUCCACUCAGCAGCAACGUGUCAUUGAGCCUCUUCUUAGUGGAUCAGAAUGACAAUGCACCUGAGGUUCUGUACCCCACCCUCCCAGCAGACGGUUCCACAGGUGUGGAGCUGGCACCUCGCUCAGCAGAGCCUGGAUACCUGGUAACCAAGGUGGUGGCAGUGGAUAGAGACUCCGGACAGAAUUCCUGGCUGUCCUACCGGCUACUUAAAGCCAGUGAGCCAGGGCUUUUCUCUGUGGGGUUGCACACAGGUGAGAUACGCACUGCAAGAACCCUGCUGGAUAAGGAUGCACUCAAGCAGAGCCUGAUAGUGGCCGUUCAGGACCAUGGCCGGCCCCCUCUCUCUGCCACUGUCACAGUCACCAUAGCUGUGGCUGACAGCAUCCCCGAUGUCCUGGCAGACCUGGGCAGCAUCAGGACCCCCGCUCACCCCGAUGAUUCUGACCUCACACUCUACCUGGUGGUGGCUGUGGCUGCUGUCUCCUGUGUUUUCCUGGCCUUUGUCAUCGUGCUGCUGGUGCUCAGGCUUCGGCGCUGGCAUGCAUCACGCCUGCUUCGAGCUACAGGAGGUGAGCUGGCUGGCAUGCCCCCCUCGCACUUUGUAGGUGUGGAUGGACUGCAGGCUUUCCUGAAGACCUAUUCUCAUGAGGUCUCACUCACCUCAGGCUCACGGAAGAGCCACAUUAUUUUUCCCCAACCCAACUAUGCUGACACCCUCAUCAGCCAGGAGAGCUGUGAGCAAAAGGAUUUCCUACCUGCACCUCAGCCUCUACUCAAUGCCAAAGGAGAAGAACCAGCCCAGCCCCUGGGUGUCGCUGUUGACCAUCAAGGAGAAAACGCGCUGAGGGACCGGAUCCACCAUUUCCUUUCUCUUAAAACGCAAAGAACCAACAAAUCAGUCCGAGGCGAUUCCGGGAGGCCAGCAAGCUCACUCCAAAAAUCAGCCAGCUCUGUGACCUGUGAAAGACUUAAUUCUUUGAGGAAAAUAAGAUUGGAGUCCUUUGUGGAAAACUGGAACCGAACUCAGAGAAAAUAAUUUACCAAAAAAGACAUGAUCCAUUGCCUGAGAUUCCGAAACAGCGCAGGGCUUGCUCUGCUGUGCGCGCUCCUGGGGACGCUGUGUGAAACAGGAUCUGGGCAGAUCCGCUACUCCGUGCCUGAAGAGCUGGAGAAGGGCUCCUUCGUGGGCAGCAUCGCCAGGGACCUGGAGCUGGAGCCCCACGAGCUGGCGGAGCGCGGAGUCCGCAUCGUCUCCAGAGGUAGGGCGCAGCUUUUCUCUCUGAACCCGCGCAGCGGCAGCUUGGUCACCGCGGGCAGGAUAGACCGGGAGGAGCUGUGCGCCCAGAGCGCGCGGUGCACAGUCAAAUUUAACGUCCUGGUUGAGGACAAAUUGAAAAUUUUUGAAGUAGAAGUAGAAAUUAAAGAUAUUAAUGAUAAUGCUCCUAAUUUUCUAACAGAGGAAUUGGAAGUAAAAAUUAGUGAGCUAACAGUUCCCGGGACCCGAUUUCCACUUAAAACUGCAUUUGACCCAGAUGUGGGCGUGAAUUCCCUGCAGGAGUAUGAGCUCAGCCCCAGUGAGUACUUCUCCCUGGCUGGCAGCAGCGUCUCUGACGGGACCACGUACCCAGAACUGGUGCUGGAGCAAGCCCUGGACCGUGAGAACAAAGAAGUCCAUCAGCUGGGCCUCACUGCCUCUGAUGGGGGUGACCCUGUCCGCUCUGGCAACUUGGGCAUCCAAGUGAUAGUUCUGGAUGCAAAUGAUAACCCCCCAGUGUUUACUCAGCCUGAAUACUACGUAAGUGUCCAGGAGAAUGUGCCAGUGGGCAUGAAGCUGGUCACAGUGAAUGCCACUGACCCUGAUGAGGGAUUCAAUGCUCAAGUGACCUAUGUCCUAGAUAGAAUGCCUGGCAAAAUUGCUCAGAUUUUCAAUCUCAACUCAGUGACUGGAGAUGUGUCGUUGUUAAAAAGCCUAGAUUAUGAGGAUUCAAUGUUCUAUGAAAUAAAAAUUGAAGCACAAGAUGGCCCAGGUCUUCUUUCCAGAGCCAAGAUUCUAGUCACAGUGCUGGAUGUGAAUGACAAUGUCCCAGAGGUUACAGUCACUUCCCUCACAGGCUCAGUCCCUGAAGAGGUGACUGCUGGUAGAGAAAUUGCUCUUAUCAAUGUGCAUGACCGAGACUCUGGGCAGAAUGGACAAGUCACAGUUUUUGUUCUAGGAAAUUUGCCUUUUAACUUAGAAAAAUCAAUAGACCAGUAUUACCGCUUAGUGACAGCAGAAUCGCUAGACCGAGAACAAGUAUCUGAAUAUAACAUCACUCUGCGAGCCACAGAUGGGGGAGAUCCACCUCUGUCCACAGAAACGCACAUUACUCUACAGGUAGCAGAUAUCAAUGACAACCCUCCUGCCUUCUCUGAUGCUUCCUACUCUGCCUACAUUCCUGAAAAUAACCCUAGAGGAGCCUCCAUCUUCGCAGUGACUGCCCAGGACCCAGACAGUGAAAACAAUGCCCGAAUCAUGUAUUCACUGACUGAGGACACCCACAAAGGGGCACCAUUGUCCUCCUACAUCACCAUCAACUCUAACACUGGUGUUCUAUAUGCACUGCGUUCUUUUGACUAUGAAGAAUUUAGAGACCUGCAGUUAUUGGUGACAGCCAGUGACAGUGGGAAUCCUUCACUCAGCACCAAUGUGUCAAUGAACCUGUUUGUAUUAGACCAGAAUGACAACAUGCCUGAAAUCUUAUAUCCAAUGCUCCCAACAGAUGGUUCCACUGGUGUGGAGCUGGCACCUCGCUCUGCAGAACCUGGAUACCUGGUGACCAAGGUGGUGGCAGUAGACAGAGACUCAGGACAGAAUGCCUGGCUGUCCUAUCACCUGCUCAAGGCCAGCGAGCCAGGGCUCUUCUCUGUUGGGCUACACACAGGAGAAGUGUGCACAGCAAGAGCCCUGCUGGACAGAGAUGCCCUCAAACAGAGCCUGGUGGUGGCUGUGCAGGACCAUGGCCAGCCCCCUCUCUCUGCCACUGUCACUCUCACCAUCGCUGUGGCUGACAGCAUCCCGGAUGUCCUGACAGACCUGGGCAGCGCCAGGACCCCCGCAGACCCCAGUGAUUCAGACCUCACGCUCUACCUGGUGGUGGCCGUGGCUGCUGUCUCCUGUGUUUUCCUGGCUUUUGUCAUCGUGUUGCUGGCGCUCAGGCUUCGGCGCUGGCACUCUACUCGCCUGCUUCGGGCUUCGAGCAACGGAUUGGCUGGCGCGCCGGCGUCACAUUUUGUGGGCGUGGACGGGGUGCGCGCUUCCCUGCAGACUUACUCCCACGAGGUGUCACUCACCUCAGAUUCAAGAAAGAGCCAUCUCAUCUUUCCGCAACCAAAUUAUGCGGACACCCUCAUCAGCCAGGAUAGCUGUGAGAAAAGCGAACCUCUUUUGGUGUCUCAAGAUCUGCUUGAAACAAAGGGGGAUCCUAAGCUACUUGAGGGAAAGUCUGUUCACUUAUUUGGAUUCAUCAGUCAUGCCUGAAUUUAUAAAUACCAUACAGAAGAUAGAAAUACCACUGGAAGAUAUUUUUGCCCCAAAACUGAAAAAAAUAAUUAUACCUCAGGAUAUGAAAAAGAAGAAUGCAAAUGAUGAAGAUGUUUAUGAGAUUAUGACAAAAAAAUGUCAAAUUUAUGGGAAAAUGCAAAUAUCUGAUUCUUUCAAGCAAAUCAAAAGACAAAGUAGCAAGAUCAAGUUUGCACAAUAAGGAUAAAUAGCUGGGAAGUCCAAAGUUUUCCAAGACAACCUCUGGGCACCGCUGUUGACCA